This is a messenger RNA of Fomitopsis serialis, 1561 nucleotides long. Its product is annotated as 26S proteasome subunit P45. The transcript is spliced from 6 exons. The coding region runs from base 72 to 1427 and encodes 451 amino acids. Gene Ontology annotation, cellular component: proteasome regulatory particle, base subcomplex. The record is from RefSeq and is a predicted model, not a curated record. Gene Ontology annotation, biological process: proteasome-mediated ubiquitin-dependent protein catabolic process. Gene Ontology annotation, molecular function: ATP hydrolysis activity; ATP binding; proteasome-activating activity. Lineage: Eukaryota; Fungi; Basidiomycota; Agaricomycetes; Polyporales; Fomitopsidaceae.
GUCCCUCUCCCUCGCUCACUCCCGUCUACACCUUCUGCCUUAUUCCCCGCCAGACAAGCCUUCCGAGUAAGAUGGGAAACACACCGUCAGGACUGCCCGGUGCGCCCCCUGGGGGCCAAAAGCCAGGCGACCAGAACCAGAAGAAUAACCAAGAACAGCAGAAGAAGAAAUGGGAGCCCCCCUUGCCUACUCGCGUUGGCAAGAAGAAGAGAAAACGCGGCCCCGACGCAGCGUCCAAGCUGCCUGCAGUUUACCCAACUACCCGCUGCCGCCUUCGGCUGCUGAAGAUGGAGCGCAUCAAGGACUAUUUGUUGAUGGAGGAGGAGUUCAUUCAGAACCAAGAACGCCUCAAACCGGAGGCAGCGCGAGAGGAGAAGAAUGAGGAGGACAGGACGAAGGUUGACGACCUGCGUGGCAGCCCGAUGGCAGUGGGCACGCUGGAGGAAAUAAUCGACGAUGACCAUGCAAUUAUCAGCACGGCGUCAGGUCCUGAGUACUAUGUCUCCAUCAUGAGCUUUGUCGACAAGGAUCUCCUCGAACCUGGUUGCCAGGUGCUUCUUCACCACAAGAACCAAGCGGUCGUCGGUGUCCUCCAGGAUGACGCGGAUCCUAUGGUCAACGUCAUGAAACUGGACAAGGCACCGACAGAGAGCUAUGCGGACAUUGGCGGUCUGGAGCAGCAGAUUCAGGAGAUCAAGGAAUCUGUGGAGCUGCCGCUCACGCACCCCGAGUUGUACGAGGAGAUGGGCAUCAAGCCACCGAAGGGCGUCAUCCUCUAUGGUGUGCCUGGUACUGGGAAGACGCUGCUUGCGAAGGCGGUGGCGAACCAGACAUCCGCGACUUUCCUGCGCGUAGUGGGCUCGGAACUCAUUCAGAAAUACCUCGGUGAUGGCCCGAAGCUUGUGCGGGAGAUGUUCCGAGUAGCAGAAGAACACGCGCCAAGUAUCGUGUUCAUUGACGAGAUUGACGCCAUCGGCACCAAGCGGUACGACUCGACGUCAGGGGGUGAACGGGAAAUUCAACGGACCAUGUUGGAGCUCCUGAACCAGCUGGACGGUUUCGACACACGAGGAGACGUGAAGGUGAUCAUGGCGACGAACAAGAUCGAGUCGCUGGACCCUGCACUCAUCCGACCUGGCCGUAUCGACCGGAAGAUCGAGUUCCCAUUACCUGAUAUCAAGACGAAACGACACAUCUUCAAGCUGCACACAUCACGUAUGAGCCUUUCCGAGGAUGUCGAGCUUGAGGAGUUCGUCACUGCAAAGGACGACCUGUCGGGUGCCGAUAUCAAGGCGGUCUGCACAGAAGCCGGGUUGCUGGCCCUGCGAGAACGACGGAUGCGGGUGACGAAGGUCGACUUUGCAUCCGCGCGCGAGAAGGUGUUGUACAGGAAGAAUGAGGGCACACCAGAGGGUCUCUACCUGUGAUUGUAUCGUACUACCUCCUAGUCUCUUCUGUUUUUGUCUUUCGUAUGGACCUUGCAUAUUGCUGUUAGUGGAUCGAUGGAGGUUCGAUGAACCUACCGAGAAGCAAGAUUGGCCAUGUGGUAUUUGGCCCCGGA